Molecule: messenger RNA, 2623 nt
Organism: Acanthaster planci (crown-of-thorns starfish)
Lineage: Eukaryota; Metazoa; Echinodermata; Asteroidea; Valvatida; Acanthasteridae
Product: retinoschisin-like
Source: RefSeq, a predicted model, not a curated record
CCGGCACAAAUUGGCACAAAAGCAAUGGCAAUAAUCGAAAGAAAGGAUUUGAUAUUAGUCCUGGUAUCAUGCCAUCGGGUCUGCUUCAUUGGAACGGAGUUUAAACGGCAGUCUGGUGCCCCGGCCCGCUGGUUCCUCCCUUUUAAAGACCCCUGCCAAUGCACUGCUGUACGUCUUGGAGGGAUAUACACGCCUGCUUCGUCUUACCGCCAGGGGGCGCCCCUCUACCUGGACGAGCUAUUUCUGAGCGAGGACCCUCUCGAAAUCCAAGAUUACUUCAAGUGCAGUCGUACAGAGGCAGGACCUACUGAGCCAGAAACCACGACCGUCGGGUGUUCAACCCCGAGACCGUUAGGGAUGGAGGACGGGACUAUCCCCGAUGAACGGAUCUCAGCGUCCAGUUACAAGGGCCCUUCAGGCUCCUCAGAUGCACGCCUUAACAGUAACUGGCGAUGGACACCUUUGAGCAACGAACGCUCCUGGAUCGAGGUUGACCUCGCUGUGAGUACACUGGUGUCUGGCGUCAUCACGCAAGGAGGCCCAGGGGGCAUGCGGUAUGUCAAGAGAUACCUCGUGUCGUAUCAGAGGCAACACUCAUCUGACCGUGUACAUGUGACAGAUGGAAACGGCGAGGCCAAGGUGUUCACCGGUAACUCUGACGGCAACACCCCGGUCACUAACACGUUCAAAGCAAGUGUGUUGGCCACGACAGUGCGCAUUGAGCCAACUGAAUGGCAUCACAACGUUGGACUGCGAUUUGAGUUGCUUGGAUGUCGCCUUGAUUAAUUCACUCGUUUCGCUGCUUGCAGGAUUGUAUGAUAUUUUUGCAGUUGAAUAUUACUAACCGGAAAAUAAACAUCAAGAUGACUGUGGUCGUUAUGGCAAAACUCUGAACAUGCUCUAAAGAAGGUGAUUAAAUUGGUAUAAAUAAGAACAAGCUGUGUGUUUGAAUGAACAAUUUUUGGCAGGGUUGUAAAUGUUUCUAUUUAAAAUGUGCGUAUGAGUUAGUAAAAGAGGCAUUCGUGUUAUAGUGCAAAAUACUUGUUUUAAUUCACUUUUGAAAAAAAUAAGCGCACAAUUUCCUCAGAGUGGCACCAAAUUAAGUAUACUAAGUAUUCAUUUUAUAUCUAAAUCAAAGGCACACUCGUAGUCUUGUAAUCUAGUUUUCUAAUCUCAGUCUAGUUUUCAAAUGAUGCGGAUAAUUUCCUGUGCGGAGUUAACUAAUUAAGGCAUGGCUGGUCAAGCAUUUGAUUUAAUUUCUGUAAUAUGUAAUUAACGGGUAAAAUGUUCAAUUAUUUAUAACUGAACUUAACCAAGUAGUUUAGUCUUUUGAAACAUAUCAACCAGUGGAAUACAACCCAUAUAAAACCCUGAUAUUUGCUAAUUAUUUGCCACAAUGGCAUCAUGUAGCCACGUGUCACAACUCUCUUCUGCAAUAUUCUCUUUUACAAUAUUGUGUUUGACAAAUUUUACGCGCUCCCACAAGCAAAAGAUUAUUAAUGUCAUAGUUACAUUAAUGUUACCAAGGUCAAACAUCUUGAAAACAGCAUUUUUUUGCGUUUUCACGAAGAGACAUAAUGUUUAACGUCCUUUGAACAUGUACAAAACGUAUUGCAAGGAAACGGCUGAAACGUAGAUCAACCGGGAUUGGGGUUUUUACGAAGUGACGUAAGCUUUGUUACAUCCACAGCUGAGCAUGCGUAAAGACACAAUCACCUUCCCUGUUAUUAUUAUGCGUUGGACAAAAGGACGUUCAUGUACAAAAAAGGUAAUUUUUGUUUUCAAGAAGUAACGUUAACCUUUGCUAAUUAAUUUUGGCUAAUUAACCCCUGUUUGGUACUAAUUCUACGAUUAGACAUCAAAGAACCAUUUAGGGGAUUUUUUGUUACAUAAUGUUGUCACAAAAUACCUAUUUUGGUAGUUUUUUAAGCAUUCGAAUCAGUACGACACUCCACGAUCAACACAACCACAGAAACGACGCAACAGAAUCCACCUUGAGCACCCUCUCAUCGGUUGAAAAGAGUCAUGUUGGUGGGAGUGUCCUAGUAUAAUGUUAGUAGCAAUGCCACCGCAACGCACGCAUUUCGAAAUUAUUCGUGACCAAGCGAAGUGAAGGAGACUUCGUUGGUAGGAAAAUUGCGCCAUCUCUUGGUCACACUCGUGGCGCAUACGUACUCAAAGGUCAAGUCCCAGUGGUUUGUUCUCCACACAUUAUUUCUAGUUCUCACACCCAAACGGCGGGAAUUUGGCCCAAGAACGCUGUUCUCGGAACAGGAUCACUAUUUUCCAAGUGUCUUCAGGAAACGUAGAAGGAAAAAUCAACCGUCGUCCUAUUUGCCCUGGAUUGGUCUACUCAACCGCGAUAUAAAAAAAACGAGGGCUUAUCUGUCUGUUUGACAACAGAACAGAGGGCUUUUUCGCAUUCUGAUGUACAUUUGAACAACUCAGGCAUCUUCACAUCAAGUCAUUUUCGUAUACAACACUUCUCUUUCAAGUUAUUUACAAGGUUUCAACCAGAUAUAGCAUGUAUUUCAGGAGAUCUAGGGCCUUAAAGUGUGCACCUUUAAUGUCACGUUACUUGUCUCCUGAUCACGUCAUCAUUAUAUCAGGUCGAUAUUUCUCU